GAUGUACAGUUACUAGUCUGUUGGUAAUUCGCUGUUCGUCUACCAGUAUAAUUAUCAUUAUCGCAGUUUAUUUCGGUGACUUAUUAAAUGCGAUUCUUUGCUGUCACCUAAAAUGGAAAUAUACACCAAACAUGAUGGACGCGCUUUCAGUCGUUAAUCAACUGCGGGAUUUGGCGUCGGAGCCGCAGAACAGGGAGCCCAUAGUCCAGGACCAAGGCUGUCUUCCCGGCCUGGUUCUGUUUCUGGAUCACCAAGAUUCCCACGUACUGCUAUCUACGCUACAGACUCUUCGUUAUCUUGCCGAGUCCCCCCUAAACAGGGAUAAAAUGAAGAAUGAACUGGGCAUGAUGGUGAGCCUGGAAAACCUUGUGCAACGUAGACGUGGACAGAAUGAGGUGUGUGAUUUAGCCAGAGAAGUCUCUGGUUUGUUGAGUAAACCUCUCCAUACUGGGACCCUCCAAACCCCUGAGCAGCCAAAACGAGCCAAGUCACAGUUCUUCAUCAACAGCACCAACAAAAAGGCCAAGUCCGUUACCCUUCACAUACAGGGCCUGGACAGUGUGGUCCAUCGCGGCCUCUGUGAAGAAGCUCUGCUCAAGGUCAAAGGGGUCAUCAGCUUUACCUUCCAAAUGGCGCUGAAGAGGUGCACUGUACGCAUCCGGUCCGACCUGCCCCCCGAGUGUCUAGCAUCCGCCAUCGCCACCACCAAGGUGCUGACAGCCGAGCAGGUUGUGAAAAAUGACGCAGGGGAAGAGGUCAUGGUCCCACUCGGCACCACAGCCGCUGCUGUGCAGGAGAACGUCCACCUGCCAGAUUACCUGCCCGAGGAUGAGAGCCCGGAGCGCAACACGGACAAGGCGAUAUCCCGGGUGGGCGCCAAGGCUGAUGCCAGCGGAAGCUGGCUUAACGCUGCGGCUACCUUCCUCACCAGGACAUUCUACUGGUGAAGCUCAUCUUGCCGUUUGUUUGUUUUUUCCUGUCUUCCCUGUACAUAUCUUUUAAUGUCUAUGUGUGUUCUGUCUUGAAUAUUUGAUUUUCACUUGACUUUCAAAAAAACUUGAAUUGAAAGUCAAAUAAAAGGAGUCUGAUCUUAUUUUCCACCCAGAUUCCUUAAAGGCAUUUAUGCCACAAUGCUGUUGAACUCUCAAAUCUGAUUGGUCAGAAGGGUGUUCAUUAGUUGUGUAUAGCUGCACACAGAGGGGUGAAUCGCAGUAGUAAGUCAAUUCUUUAAUUAUACUGUUACUUUAAAUUGUUCAACAAUCGGAAUGUUAAGUUAGCAGAAAUGGCAAUUUCAAAUUAACGACUGGUCUUGGCAACAAAAUUUUUGAAUUGACGACGGUGGCUUGGGUUGUUUCCAAGCAAAAUGUUUGUUGCCAGAAGAAAGUGGUUCUAAUACAUGAAUCUUGGCUCAAAAACAUGAAAAUGUCUUUAGGUACAUAUUUGUAAACUAGAGCUGUCAGGAUUACUCGAUUAAACUCGAUUACUCUUAUUAAAAUCAUGGAUUAAAAAUUUCCUUCUCGAUUGCUCAUCAGUACGGCAAUAAGUAGACGUCAUAUUGAUGGCGCAUAGAAAACGAGGGUCCAAAGCACAACUGCAAUGCAAAUACAUCUUAGAAGACCAUUCAGGUUUGACAAACUCAUCUGAUGAUGUGAGGUUAGCCAUAGAUAUUCGCCAUUUAGCAUCUCCGAGUAGCCCGGCCUCUGUCAGCACUUCGACAAAUCAUUUUACUUACUUCGUACGAUUCCUUUUUGUCAAAAUAAUUGCUGCUGAAAAGAUCAGCCCCAUCGCUUAGCCAUAUCAACUAUAUAUUUUUUGUCAACGUAUUGGGUGUUUUGGGCUGAACGCUACUGGAAAAAGUUCACGUUGAGAACUACAUUUGAAAAUUAACUGUAUAGCCAAAUGUAACUCAUCUACAAAUAGCCUGUCCAGUACAUCAGGAAUGCCAAUAAAUCACUUGCUUUUUCUCAG
Molecule: messenger RNA, 1968 nt
Organism: Paramormyrops kingsleyae
Lineage: Eukaryota; Metazoa; Chordata; Actinopteri; Osteoglossiformes; Mormyridae
Gene: armc1l
Product: armadillo repeat containing 1, like
Molecular function (GO): metal ion binding
Source: RefSeq, a predicted model, not a curated record